AGUUCCACCGCAUCAACGCGCGCGAGAGAUGCUGCUCAUGGUUGCACCGAUACGCAGAGUUCGAUGGGCUGUCAAUAAUCAAUAUAGUGGUUCUAAGCAAGUGCGUGAGGUUUACGAAGCGUCGCGAAACGUUUGUUUACAUAAAUUCAGUGAAUGGCUCGUUUGAGAAUAAUUACAACGCAGAAGAACAACCAGUCGUUUGAAGUCGUUCUAAUCGACAAUCGCAAUAGGAUAAAAUAACCGAAAGCGUAUAAUUGCCCCUAUUGUGCAACAGGGCUUCUAAAAACCGUUACGUAAAGUUCAUUCCACCGUUGAAUCGGUCGGCGAUGUUCUUGUGCAAUGAGAAAACAUCACCGAAAGAUCCAAAACACGAAAAAAAAAAAAUAAAUAAUAGUAAUAUCGAUUUGCCAUAGUCGCCGGCCGGGGAAUUUCCUAUGAAUAAAAACAAGGCAGACGUCAUCGCGCGCAACUGCAUCCUGAAAUAAUCGAUCGGACCGCAGCGCUGUGCUUAUUCCCGCGCCCGCGAAUAUACGACGCAAAUAAUGAGGCGCAGGUGAAUACAUGACGCGCUGUUUUGGUUGCCGCGGGUGGAUCGGCUUUGGGAAACGAUUUGCGUCAUCUCUGUUGAUAUUCGUAUCCUAGUCGACUUUAUGUGUUCCACAGGAAUCGAGUUUGAAGCGUUAAAAUGUUUACCGAAUAAUUCGAAAUCAUCGAUACCGAACGCAUAACGCGCGUGGGGCGGAAUACUAAUUAUUCGGAACUCAUGCGAGAGUCUGACUAAAAUUGGAUCGUUCUACUGAAAAUAUUCGGCGAGCGCACAAGUGGAAUAGAGUUGUUCAAGCCGGGCGAGUCGAUAUAUAAGCCGAAGGUGUUUAUAAAUAUGAUCGAUCUGUGAUUCAUCGUAAUCAUCUGCUGUAAAAUCAAACAAAUCCCUAUAAUCGUUCAUUAAACGACAACGAUUUCAAGGAUACGCAGAAACAAUUUUUCCGUUAUACAUCGCGCGUAUUUCAUCAUCCCGCGAACGCGUAAUACAACCCAGUCAUACGACUGCAUUACACCGAAACAACAAAAAAAGGAAUACUUAACAGAAAAAUCUUGCCGUAAAUCAACAUCUAAAAGCCAAUAAGAAAAACGCGAAAAGCAAUUCCCAACAAAUCAACCUCAACUCCUACCUCAACGUAGAACGAACAAAAAAAAAGAAGUUUGCGAGAGAAAAAAAAUACCGCUCGUGCAAUUCAUCGACGAGCCUCGAGAGCGUGUAUUUGCGCUCGACAUAGAAAGACAGCGCAGUAGUAGCGGCUGCGGCAAUAGCGAAUAAAGGAAAAAAGCAGCAGCGGUCGAGUGUCCUUUCGGUGGCCUCGGCGCUUACGUGUACUCGGGCGCGAGUUCAACGACACUCUCGAGGUGAUCGCCGCCGACAGCCGCGACUCGCGCGGCAUUUCCGCGCGGCGCUCGAUGCAAUAGCUCGAGAGAGUGAGCUAUAGUUGCUUCUUGCCUAUAGGCUCGCGGGUUAAUUUUUUUUUAUUUUGUUUCGAUAUUUGGUUUGGAAGCUCCGUUGCACGUCGGUAUGCGAGGUCCUUAAUUUAAACAAUUUUUAAGCGGCUUUUGGUGUAGUGAAUUUAAAAGCGAGUGAAAGGAGGGAACCGGCUUCGCGUAAAAAGUGAAAAGCGCUGUCGGAAUUAUGAAUGACAUAACGAUGAAUUUCAACACGCUGCGCCGAGGCGAUAUGAAUGGAACUUUUGACGCGUUGCGAGAGUAUUUGGCAUCUCCGUGUGAAAAUUAUUGGAGGUUCGGCCUGUGCAAUUAUUACUGGCCGGUCUAUCCGUUUGGAUUCUUUAAUCACGAGCUUCUUCUACGUCCCACUUGGCCAGCGACGUUCGAUUUCUUCUCGAAAUAUUCAUCGCUACUCGGGGAGAGUGUGGCAGACACCUCGACCUCGUCGCCGGACGCCAACAUGCCAGGAUCGCCGGGCUGCCCUAUCGUCAAGGUCAAGUCCGAGUACCUGCGCGGUAGCCCCAGUCCCGGGACCCGCGAGAGCUGUCUUCAACGUGGUGGUGGUGCUGGUGGUGGAGGAGGACCACAGGCCAAUCAGCAGCAGCAACAGGUCACGGCGAAACUCCAGGAGGCGCUGACGGAGAGGGCAUCGCCGGACUCGGUCUUUCCUGACCUGGCGAGUCCAAGACUGGCUGGACAGGGGAUGGCUAAUGCUGGCAACCAGGCCGACGAGCAUCACCAUCAUCACCAUCAUCACCAUCACAACCAGCAACAGCAGCAACAACAGAGAUCCUGCACGCCUGCGCCGACGAGGUCGUCGCCACAUUCGCCGGGACAGGCGGUGUCGAGCACGCCGUCGACGCCGAUGCCCCAGGAGUCCGCGGUGACGAGUCGCAGCAGCGUCACGCCCGACCGAGGCGGCAACAACCUCACCUCCACCCAGUCCAAGGAGGAGUCCGACAACUCGGUCUUCGACGGCGGCGGAGGCACCACAACCACCAGCUCCACCACGUCCAACAACAAUAACAACAAUAACAACAACCCCAACAACAAUAAUAACAACGCCACCAGCAACGGUAGCAACAGCAGCAACGCCAACGGUCGGCCCGAGAGCAACAACUGCGCGCAGUCGGUGGUGCACCGGAGCAGCCCCUCGUCCCAGUACAGUAACGCGAGCCCGAGUCCGAACCACCAGCAACAGCAGCAGCAGCAACAGACGUCACCGAGGCCCAGACCUCCGUCGGUACCACCUCACCUCCUGAGUCACCAUCAGUUCUGGUCGCAGGCGCCCAACGUUCAGGGAUUCGCGACUCAGAGGCUGCUCAACGGCGUUAUCAGCGGUGCUGUUGCGAGCUACGUGACGGGGAAUAACGGGGCGACGGGUAACGUUAACCUCAACGUCACCGGGAACAAUGGCACGAGCGCGGGCUCGAACGUCACCGGUCUGAACACUACCAGUGGCGAGGGCAUGAAGCCACCAGCGCAACGAGCAGCGCCGGCGCCACCACGACCACCGCCCAACGUGAUAAUGAGCGAAGUCGGUGGCGUCCGCACGAUGAUCUGGUCAUCCCCAGCCAUGGACCCAGUCCCACCGCCCGCAGCCUCCUGGACGUCGACAGCCUCGUGCUCAUCCAGCGAAGAGUCGGCAGCCCAGCUUCUGCUCAACCUCGGCCAGGAGUCCCGAGGCAGCAAACCCACGGGUGGUACAGGGGGCGGUGGCUCCAGCUACUCGUCCGGACCACCCCUGAACAUGGAGAGGCUCUGGGCCGGUGACCUGACCCAGCUACCCGCUGCCCAGCAAAUGCAAGCUUUAAACCUAACCGCCUCGGGCUCGCAGCAACAGCCCUGGGUGAGGAACGGUAGUCUGGUGAAGAGUGAAGUUGCGGCCCAGUCGGGGAAUGCUGCGAGCCAGGUGCAGCAAGGCGUCCAGGCGGCGCCUCCAGCGCCACCCAUGCCCCAGCAAGAUCACGAGGAAGACGAGACGCCAAUGAUCUGCAUGAUCUGCGAGGACAAGGCGACUGGACUUCAUUACGGCAUCAUCACGUGUGAAGGCUGCAAAGGUUUCUUCAAAAGGACAGUGCAAAACAGGCGGAUUUACACCUGCGUAGCGGAAGGUAGCUGCGAGAUCACGAAAGCGCAGAGGAACAGGUGUCAGUACUGCCGAUUUAAAAAGUGCAUGGACCAGGGUAUGGUACUCCAAGCCGUCAGGGAAGAUCGAAUGCCUGGCGGUAGGAAUUCCGGAGCCGUCUACAAUCUCUACAAGGUAAAGUACAAGAAGCACAAGAAGACGAACAAGAGCAACGCGACGAGCAACAUGGGCGUAAUGGGUGCCGGGACAGGUGGCCACAUGGGCGGUGGCGUGAACGGCGCUGGCAGCAAGGUCAGCAUGGCCACAGCGAUGCUCGACAAGCACAUGGCCGCCGCUGCAGCCGCCCAUCAACAGCAGCAACAACAACAGCAGCAGCAGCAACAGCAGCAGCAACAACAACAGCAACAGCAGCACCAACACGCCCAGAUGACCGGAGGCUUUCUGCAUCAUCACAAGAUCUCGUCGGGAGGCGACGUGGUCAACUCCCAGUCUACCCCCAGCCAUCCCACGCAUUCGGGACACCUGGUCAACGGGACCAUUCUCAAGACGGCCCUUACCAACCCCUCCGAAGCACACGAUCUCUUUAAAUAUUGUUACAAACGAAAAGAGUACGCACUGCCUUCGGCGAUCAUACAGUACGCUCCACUACGAGACAUUAGCCCAAAGGUGGUGCAUUUACGACAAAGGUUAGACAAUGCCCUAGUCAGCAGUUCGCGGGAUCACAUGCCUCUGGAAACAACGCUCGCCAUGAUUCAGACCCUCAUAGACUGCGACGAGUUCCAGGACAUCGCCACGUUACGGCUUCCCGCUUCGCAGAACUUGGACGAGCUGCUGGACCACAAAUCGGACUUAUUGAGCGACAAGCUGUGCCAGAUAGGAGACAGCAUAGUGUACAAGUUGGUGCAGUGGACCAAGAGGUUACCGUUUUACCUUGAGCUGCCGGUGGCGGUACACACGCAGAUGCUCACGCACAAGUGGCACGAGCUCCUGGUGCUCACCACAUCGGCAUACCAGGCGAUGUAUGGACAGCACAAGGUCUCGAGCUCCGGCAACGAUGUCACGGGUGCGAACUUCAACCAAGAGGUUUCGAACAACAUGUAUACGUUACAAGCGUGCCUGACCAGCAUGAUGGGCCGGCCGAUCACGAUGGACCAAUUGCGGCAGGACGUGGGUCCGAUGGUCGAGAAAAUCACUUACGUCACGCUCAUGUUCAGGAGGGUGAAACUGAGGAUGGAGGAGUACGUCUGCCUGAAAGUCAUCACAAUGCUUUCGCAAGAUGCUAAAUCACGAAGUGAUACAGUGAACUUAGAACACAUACAAGAACGGUAUAUGUGCUGUUUACGAAGUUUCGUCGAACACAGUGCUCCGUCGCAGCCAAGUCGCUUUCACGAUCUUCUCGUCAGAUUGCCCGAAGUACAAUCGGCGGCAGCUUUACUACUCGAAAGUAAAAUGUUCUACGUUCCUUUCCUAUUGAACUCAACAAUUCAAAGAUAGUAAAUAAACAAGCUGACGAUUGAAGCUGACUACCUAUACAUAUAUACAUAUAUAAAUAAAAGAAGACAAAAAAUUGAACAAACAAAGCGGAGGGACGACAUGGACGUUGAUACAUGUGCAGUACUCGGACUCGCGUCGAGCCGUGCGGACGUUAUGAUUAACCGGCUCUGUUUGUGUAUAUAAUAAUAACUAUAAUAUAUAUAUAUAUAUAUAAAUAAUAUAAAUGUGUGUGUUCGUCGCGUUGUACAAACAAAAAAGAACUAUUAAAAGAAAACAGAACGAAGGGGAGGGAGCGAAUGAGAGCGAGAGUUUGCGAGCGAAAAGGAGACGUUCGGCGAAGUCGGGACUGUGAAUUUUAAUCAGUCGAUUUGUACGAUCGAGGAAGUGAGCGCGCGAGGAGGAAAAGAUGUAUCGAGAGCGAGGAGAAGAAAUCUAGCAUGUUGUAUUACGAUAUUCGCUAUUAGGAGAAACUCUUUGCAAAAAAAAGGAAGAAAGAAAGAUAGGAAAGAAAUAUGAAAAAUUUAAAUAAAAAAAAAUCGAGAUGGACUGACUUUUUUAUCGAAACUAAAAGACUAUAUUAAUAAUAUAUUUCUGUACGCAGUCGAGCUGAACUACGUCAUUGUGUGUUCACAUUGCAUAAUCCGAAUCGAUAAUAAGACUCUUACGUACGUACCGCUGCGCUCAUCGUUAUAGGGCCAACCUAAAGCAAACCGCAUACACACCGCCAUUUCAAACUGUCGACAAGAAGUGAUGAGGAAAUAAAAAUAAUAAUAAUAAAAUACAAGCAUGAUAUAAACCGUACACACUCGUGCGUAUAGCAUCACACACGGAUGUAAACAAAAUACCAUUAUAUUAUAGCGGAGAGAAUAAAGAGAUGAGACGACACCGAUUACCGCCGACACAGCAUCAACAUUUAUUAUCAAUACAAACUAAACUGUAAUAAUUAAUAAACGGAAAGAGAGGAGAGAAUUGAAAACGUAAGCUCAUAAAAUGUCUGUACAAGAAAGAUGAACCAGCGAUCGACUCUGUUUUAUAAAUGUCAGCGUCCCGGGGAUACCACAAAUGUGUUUAUUUACUAUAUAUAUAAUAAUAUAUAUAUAUAUAUACGUGCGUAUAUUUUCACGCGGACUAAUACUAACUUAUGGCUGCCACCACCGCAUGUAUAUAGAAGAAGACAUAAUAAUUAUGCAAAACUCGAAGGAUAUAAGAAUAAACAUACACGAAAAAAAACACACGUACAUUCACGUAUACACGCGUUGCGUAUAAGAGAGAGCGAAAGAAAAUAGGGUAUAACGAAGAAUUAUAUUACACACUAGUACACACACACCCAAUUAUACAUACAGUAGAAAACGCGCGCGCGAGCGCGGGUCGGUCGUUAUAUUAUAUUAUUUUUCGAAAUAAUCCUUUCGUCAAAGCCUCACAACGACGUCUGAACGCGAUGAUUAUUAUAAUUGUAAUUAAUUAUUAUACCAUUAUCAUUAUUAUUAUUGUUGUUGUUAAACAUACCGUAGCGUAGCCAUUGUAACGCAGUCAUCAUUUUAUUAUUGCCGCAGCUAUAUUCUUUUUUUUCUCAUAAAAAAAAAGUUAGCGGGCAGUUUUUACCAACGUCAGUUACCGAGAUGUGUAUACUUAUUAUCGCGUGUACGAUGAUUAUAAUUAUAUACUGCCAAAGCGACGAUAUUGUCACGGCCGAGUGUAUGCAUUUAGGAUUCUCGUCUCGUCGAAGUGCGAUGAUCGACAUUUUAAAACCAUAUCCAGAUAACUUGAGAAUUUUAACUCGAACUUAUAUUAUAUUAGCCGAAUUGAUAAAAUCUUCUAAGCAUACCGUUGUUGAUGAUUAGGAAAAUUUUAGAGACGAUUGUUUGAUACAUAGUACGAAUUAUUAUAGUAAAAAGUUGCGGAAUUACGUUUUCGCGGUAAAUCGUUUCAAACUCUUUAUCUGAGAUGUGUACGUUAUGUGUAGCAUAAAAUCAUAUUAGUCUAUGAUUUUGGCGACGACGACAGUCGCGAGGAAAAGUUAUCUGGAGAAUUAAGCAUCGUUAUAACGACGAAUAUCAAACGUCAACAAUAUGUGAACCGGCGCCGUCGAUAUAUUAUAUUAAUACAUAUGUUCAGUUGGCAAUCAGAAAGUCUGAGGGAAACGCACGAAAACAAAGAAAAGCUCUAUACUUACAUAUUACAUUUUUGCGCUUCUGAUAUAUGAAUUUUUCUAUAUUUUGAUAACAAAAUGAAUAAAGCAUCGCAAGAGAUGUAACGAAAGAGAUGAUUACAUAUUGUUACCGCAUUGUUACAAACGCUAGCUCGCAUUCUCCAUUUUUUACCGUAUCUUCACGUCUCACACACUCAAACGUCGAGCGAUUUCAUUAGACUUUUUUGAUAAAUUCACGUUAGCAUAAUACUUUGACUGUGUACCAGCUAAACGAAGCAAACAAAAUUCACAAUUCGUAGAUCGACUAGUUGCGUAUGCUGGGUUCAAACAUUGUGAUUUUCUCUUCUGAGGUAUAAUAUUGUAGGAGAAAGAAAAAUACUAGCAAAUCUAAUCCGCGAAAAAGCGCGCGCGAUAUUUUUGAUACUCAAUAACUCGGCUAAAUAACGGACGAAUUUAGACUGUAGAGAUGAGAGAGAAAUUACGAACGAUCGGUAAAUGAAUAAAAGAAGAUCUCAUUACUUGUUAUUGCGACUAUGUGCCCGGUGCGAUUAUUAACUGCCGCUGCUUUUUAUACGAACACGAUGUGAUGAUCGUUUUGGCAAUUGAUCUUUAAUUGCAUUAGUUCUGUAUAAUAUGCGACGAUUUCCGAUGCACUGUGAGAAAAACAUCAUAAUUUUUUUCAGAAUUAUUUGUGAAAAACGAUUUUUCUCUCAAUGCAUAGUGAGAAAGCGAAGCGAGCCCAGCAUACGACAUGCGCAUCAAAAAGAAGGAGUAUCGUCAAAAGUGAGAAGAUCGCGAUCCAGGCGACGCGUUAUACGAGACUUUACCGAUUUUUGUUUUUCUCGUAAACACAAUAAAGCAAGUUACCACGAUAAUCUCUUAGUUAUGACUCUAAAAGUAAACAAGAAUUAUGAAUUUAAAGAAACAGAAGAUGUACACGUACACUUACACCGUAUAGAAAUCCCGCAUUAACAUACUGUAUCCAUGAAAGUCGAAAAUAAAAAUGAUCGGCGCGCAACCGAUCGCGAUCGAAGUCUCUCCACGUCUCGCUCGUACAUGCCUCUACAUAGCUUGAGAAUUUGUGAUAUUGCAAUCGUUAUAAAUUUCCUUAUUUUUGUUUUUCCUAACAAUCCACUAAUCAACAACUAUACACACCAGAAACGAUGAUAUGACUCGUUUUAUCAUCCUCGAGCGUGCAUUUAUUUACAUUCUUCGUUCGUAUCUCUAUACGUCGGUUGAGUUCCUCGAACAUCAUUUCCUUCCUCUCGACGUUGUCUUAAUUAUCUCUUUUGCUAUACGAGGAUCGAGUGAGACAGGGAUACAGUGAGAGAUUUCGAUCGUCGGCUCGCGCGCGCGUUCGUGAUGAUGUAUGCGAUCGGCGAUCGAUUAUUUAUGUAUAAAAUAGGAAGCUCGAAUUGUUAAAAGUGAAUUUAAAAGAAGCGUUAUCUAGAAAAAGUAUACCAGUGGUUGAAGCUAGUUUAUAUGAACGAAAGAUGGUGACGACGACGAGACAAAAAAAAAGGAGGGAAGAUCGUUAUCAAUUUUUCGAUUAUCAUUUCCGAGAGAAAGACCUGUGUGUAUGCAUGAUAUAUGCGCGAGUUAUGUAUAAUAAUAUAGUGGUGCGAGAAGAUUUUUUGUGCAGCGAAUAAGAAGUGAAGUAAAAAAAACAAAUUUUAACAGAAAAAAGUGCGAGAGUAUAACCGUUUCGACGCCGCCGUUGCAGCCUUCAUUUCGUCUUGCCGCUGUAGAUCGUUUUUUAAUUGUUGAUGUAUACACACACACAGAAACACGCGAAAAGGAUUUUCUCACAGCGGAAACCGCGAGGCGCUGACGCUUUCUUCGGUCGUCCGCGCGCAGAGAGAGGGACUUGAUAAUGCAUUUGAAAAAUGAAAAAGGACGAGAAAAAAAACGAGAAAAAUCAGAACAGCAACGAACUCUCCGGAUACAUGUUUUCUAUUAAUCUUAAUUUUCAUCAUUAUUAUAUUAUAUACUUGACUGAUUGAUUCAAACGGUUAGCAUAUAAGUAAGGCUGAGUUUUUAAGCAGUAUUUCUCUAUUGAAUAGAAAAAUACGAAUAAAAAUGAAAAUAUUGAAAUAAAAAAACAAAAACAAAACUA
Molecule: messenger RNA, 9342 nt
Organism: Nasonia vitripennis (jewel wasp)
Lineage: Eukaryota; Metazoa; Arthropoda; Insecta; Hymenoptera; Pteromalidae
Gene: Hr4
Product: hormone receptor 4
Exons: 13
Coding region: 1682-5077 (1131 amino acids)
Biological process (GO): regulation of DNA-templated transcription
Molecular function (GO): DNA-binding transcription factor activity; sequence-specific DNA binding; zinc ion binding
Source: RefSeq, a predicted model, not a curated record